AUGGUAUAUUCCCAGAGGAGUCCAGGUUGCCGGCGCCUGCUGCUCGUGCUUCUGCUUCUCACAGCCUUGGAGUCAGGGAGCAGCCACAUCCACUACUCGAUCCCGGAGGAGGUAAAACACGGCACCUUCGUGGGCCGCAUUGCGCAGGACCUGGGGCUCGAGCUGGCAGAGCUGGUGCCGCGUCUUUUCCGAGUGGCGUCCAAAGGUCAUAGAGAUCUUCUGGAAGUAAAUCUGCAGAAUGGCAUUUUGUUUGUGAAUUCUCGGAUAGACCGGGAGGCAUUGUGCGGGCGGAGCGCGGAGUGCAGCAUCCACCUGGAGGUGAUCGUGGACAGGCCGCUGCAGGUUUUCCAUGUGGAGGUGGAGGUGAAGGACAUUAACGACAACCCGCCCAGGUUCUUGCGGCAGGAACAAAGAUUAUUUAUUUUAGAGUCAAGAAUAGUGGAUUCUCGGUUUCCGCUAGAGGGCGCAUCUGAUAUGGAUGUAGGAGUAAACGCAGAAUUGAAAUACAAAUUAAAUCCUAAUGAAUAUUUUGACUUGGAUGUUAAAACAAAUGAAGAAGAAACAAACAUUUUAGAGCUAGUAUUAAAGAAAGCAGUAGAUCGAGAAGAAACCCAAGAACAUCUUUUAUUACUAACUGCGACUGAUGGAGGAAAGCCUGAACUAACAGGUACAGUUCAAUUAUUGAUCAGUGUAUUGGAUGCGAAUGAUAAUGCCCCCAAAUUUGAUAAAUCAGUUUAUAAUAUCAGACUAUUAGAAAAUGCACCGAAUGGGACGUUAGUUAUUAAACUGAAUGCCUCAGAUGCAGAUGACGGCAUUAAUAAGGAAAUAGUGUACCUUUUUAGUAAUCUUGUUCUUGACAACGUCAGAUCUAAAUUUAUAAUCAAUUCAAAUAGUGGGGAAAUAACAGUUAACGGAGAACUGGAUUACGAAGAUUGUAAUUUAUAUGAAAUUAAUAUUAAUGCUGUAGAUAGAAGUCCAUUCCCAUUAACUGGACACUGCAAAGUUAUAGUAAAACUCCUGGAUGAGAAUGAUAAUACCCCAGAGAUGGUCAUAACCUCCAUAUCUCUGCCUGUCCAAGAGGACGCUUCACUGGGAACCGUCAUCGCCCUGAUCAGUCUGUCCGAUCGCGACUCAGGUCCCAAUGGGCAGGUGACCUGCACACUGUCGCCCCACAUUCCCUUCAAGUUGGUGUCCACCUUCAAGAAUUACUAUUCGCUGGUUGUGGACAGCGCCCUGGACCGCGAAAGCGUGUCGGACUAUACUCUAGUAGUGACCGCGCGGGACGGAGGCUCGCCUUCGCUGUGGGCCACGGCCAGCGUGUCCGUGGAGGUGGCCGACGUGAACGACAACGCGCCGGCAUUCGCGCAGCCCGAGUACACGGUGUUCGUGAGGGAGAACAACCCGCCCGGCUGCCACAUCUUCACGGUGUCCGCGCGGGACGCGGACGCGCGGGAGAACGCGCGGGUGUCCUACUCGCUGGUGGAGCGGCGGGUGGGCGAGCGUGCGCUGUCGAGCUACGUGUCGGUGCACGCGGAGAGCGGCAAGGUGUACGCGCUGCAGCCGCUGGACCACGAGGAGCUGGAGCUGCUGCAGUUCCAAGUGAGCGCGCGCGACGCGGGCGUGCCUCCGCUGGGCAGCAACGUGACGCUGCAGGUGUUCGUGCUGGACGAGAACGACAACGCGCCCGCGCUGCUGCCGCUGCCUGGGGCGGGCGGCGGCGCGGGCGCGGUGAGCGAGCUGGUGUGGCGGUCGGUGGGCGCGGGCCACGUGGUGGCGAAGGUGCGCGCGGUGGACGCGGACUCUGGCUACAACGCGUGGCUGUCGUACGAGCUGCAGCCGGCGGCGGGGGGCGCGCGCAGCCCGUUCCGCGUGGCGCUGUACACGGGCGAGAUCAGCACGACGCGCAGCCUGGACGAGGCGGACUCGCCGCGCCAGCGCCUGCUGGUGCUGGUCAAGGACCACGGCGAGCCGGCGCUGACGGCCACGGCCACCGUGCUGCUGUCGCUGGUGGAGAGCGGCCAGGCGCCCAAGGCGUCGUCGCGGGCGUUGGCGGGCGCGGCGGGCGCGGAGGCGGCGCUGGUGGACGUCAACGUGUACCUGAUCGUCGCCAUCUGCGCCGUGUCCAGCCUGUUGGUGCUCACGCUGCUGCUGUACACGGCGCUGCGGUGCUCGGCGCCGCCCACGGGGGGCGCGUGCGCGCCUGGGAAGCCCACGCUGGUGUGUUCCAGCGCGGUGGGGAGCUGGUCGUACUCGCAGCAGAGGCGGCAGAGGGUGUGCUCUGGGGAGGGCGCGCCCAAGACCGAUCUCAUGGCCUUUAGCCCCAGCCUACCUCAGGGUCCCAGCUCUGCAGACACCGUGAGUCUCAAAAAUAUUAUUCACAAAAAUCGCAUGAUGUCGCUGUCUACCAUGAAGUUAAUCUACUUGUUACAGUAUUCAGAAUUCAUUUCUCCUGUUACUGCUUGGUUUCACGAGUGCUGA
This is a messenger RNA of Hyaena hyaena (striped hyena), 2478 nucleotides long. Its product is annotated as protocadherin alpha-5-like. The coding region runs from base 1 to 2478 and encodes 825 amino acids. The record is from RefSeq and is a predicted model, not a curated record. The transcript is spliced from 2 exons. Gene Ontology annotation, cellular component: plasma membrane. NCBI's taxonomy places the organism in Eukaryota, Metazoa, Chordata, Mammalia, Carnivora, Hyaenidae. Gene Ontology annotation, molecular function: calcium ion binding. Gene Ontology annotation, biological process: homophilic cell-cell adhesion.